This is a messenger RNA of Effrenium voratum, 766 nucleotides long. The record is from the annotation of a GenBank genome assembly. NCBI's taxonomy places the organism in Eukaryota, Dinophyceae, Suessiales, Symbiodiniaceae.
GUGGGAUGUUCGCUUGGGGGUACGGGGUUUUGACCCAUAGCCAUUUAACUUUUUUCGGCUGCCAUGCAAGCGCUGACGCUGAAGGCCCGGGUGGACCUGCUGCGGCCCCUGCCGCUGGGCUCCGCCGCGCGCCUCGCCUGCCUCAGCACCUCCUGGCGCAAGGCGGCGGUCGAGUGGCUGCAGCGGCUUCAGCAGCUGUCUUUGGCGCCCUACAGCCAGCGCGUGGAUGAUGACGCGCUGCUGGCACUGGUCAGGCACUGCGUCUGUCUGCAAGAGGUGAACCUCUGCGGGUGCUGCAUCACGGACCGGGGCCUGCAAGGCUUGCUGCGCUGUGGGAAGUUGUCCUCGCUGAACUUGUCCUGCCUGCCGCGCAUCUCCGCGGACGCGCUGGAGGAGCUUUGCGCGCAGCUGCCGGUGCAGUGGCUGGAGCUCAGUGGCUGCACGGGCAUCCGAGAGGUGGACCUGGUGCGCCGCUUCGGGCGCUUCAUGGACCUGGACGAGGAUGAAGACGGCUUGAACAAAGUGCAGGGGUGACCGGAUCCGGAUCCCCCUGCGAUUUCCAGCCCCUCCGUCCCUCUGUGGAGGUGAAGGGAGAAGAUGGCAUGUGGGCUACAGCCCCCGAGCCGUCAAAGUUACGGCUCGCUCGGGCCUGGCCCCGAUUUUCAGAAGCUCGGCUCGCGAGUUCUAGGGUUGGACUCGGAAUUCUCACCGACUCGGCCAAGCUGGGAAAAUGGGAUCCAUCCUGGGAGCGUGGGAGAGGCGUGCG